Zingiber officinale is the source of this 2879-nucleotide messenger RNA. RefSeq names its product kinesin-like protein KIN-14H. Gene Ontology annotation, molecular function: microtubule binding; ATP binding; microtubule motor activity. NCBI's taxonomy places the organism in Eukaryota, Viridiplantae, Streptophyta, Magnoliopsida, Zingiberales, Zingiberaceae. The record is from RefSeq and is a predicted model, not a curated record. The transcript has 17 exons. The coding region runs from base 167 to 2569 and encodes 800 amino acids. Gene Ontology annotation, biological process: microtubule-based movement.
UCAAAUCCCUCGCUCUCACGUGACGUCGACGCCGACGAGAAAGAGCUCCUUCAAGAACCCUAACAAGCAACAAGAUCGAUAUACGAAAAAAAAGAGAGGCAUUUUUAUCCUCGAUUUCCCUUCGUCUCCACACUCCUCUUCUGCCUUUGCGGUCGGGAUCGAGACCAUGUCCUCGCGGUCCCAGAUGAGGCCCCCCGUGCCCGCCCACCCGGCCGCAACUCGAAGCCCUUCAAGCAAGAAGGAGAAUCUGGACGAGGCGACGCCCAUUGACAAGCGGAGGGUCGCGGCCCUUGGAAAGAUGGCUGGUCCUAAUCACAGCCCCCGCGUGCCGCGGCAGGUGCUUUCCUCCGUCAAUGCCGGCUCAACCACUGGAGAUCAGAAUAACUCGUGCUCGGAUGCUGGGAGCACUGCGGGGAUCGAGUUUGGGUCAAGGGAGGAUGUGGAGACGUUGCUGCGCGAGAAGAUGAAAGGAAAGAACAAGAACGAUUUCAAGGGAAAGAGUGAACAGAUGACGGAGUACAUUAAAAAGCUUCGAAUUUGCAUCAGAUGGUACAUGGAGCUUGAAGAUGACUACUUGGCAGAGCAAGAAAAACUUCGAAAUGAGUUGGAUUCUGAAGAGAAAAGGCACAGAGUGAUAGAAACUGACAUGAGGGCUACAAUUGAUCAAAUAGAAUCGGCUUUCAAGGAGCUUCAAAUCAUGCAUUCUAAUUUGCAGGAUGGCUUCAGAAAGGAAGAAACUGAUAGAUUGACUGCUGUUAAAUUUUAUGAAAAUGAAAGGAAAACAAGGGUUGAAAUUGAGACAUCUCGAGAUACUAUAUCCAAAGAUUUAGAAAAGAUUACCCAAGAGAAGAAAUGUGUCAGUGACCAGUUAAAAAUGCUUCAAGAAACUAAUAGGAGAUUGCAAGAAUACAAUGCCAGUUUGCAACAGUACAACAGUAAUCUUCAAAAUGAGGCCAAUAAAAAUGGUGAAACAAUCUCAAGAUUACAUAAAGAGAAGAGUGCCAUAAUGGAAAGCCUAACUAGUACAAGGGAGCAUGCAAGUUCACUCAAAAACCAACUUGAUUCUUCUCGGUCUUCUCAGCAAGAUGCUGUCAAGCAAAAAGACGAGUUAAAAAAGGAGAUCAGUUUUAUUAGAACAGAGUUUCAGCAAGUGCGAGAUGACCGCGAUCAUUUAUUGGCACAAGUGCAAAGUUUGACCAUGGAAGUUGCUGAAUACAAAGAAAUUAGUGGAAAAUCUUCAAAAUCAUUAGAAACAAUAACGGCAAGGGCUGCUCUUCUUGAGGAGGCAUGCUUUUCUCAAAGUGGAGAAAUUAAACUCUUGCGACAACAACUUACUUUUUCCAAUGAGAAAUUGAAGAGAGCCGACUUGACAGCUAUUGAGGUGAUAUCAGAAUAUGAAGAGCAGCAGAAAACUGUUAUUGAUUUGCAAGAUCGCCUUGUAAAUGCAGAGCUACAAAUAGUGGAAGCAGAAAAGAUACGAAAAAAGUUGCAUAACACCAUAUUGGAACUUAAAGGAAAUAUUCGCGUAUUCUGUAGAGUUCGUCCUCUUUUACAUGAUACUGAAUUGGGCGGUACAGACGGAUCUGUUGUUUCUUAUCCAACAUCCAUUGAAUCUCUUGGAAGUGGGAUUGACAUGACAAAUAAUGCCCAAAUGUACUCCUUCACUUUUGACAAAGUAUUCAAUCAGGGAGCUUCUCAAGGAGAAGUUUUUGAAGAAAUAUCUCAGCUAAUUCAGAGUGCACUUGAUGGCUACAAGGUUUGCAUAUUUGCUUAUGGGCAAACUGGUUCUGGCAAAACUUAUACCAUGAUGGGCAAUACUGAAUGCCCUGAACAGAAAGGACUUAUUCCAAGAUCCCUGGAGCAAAUUUUUCAGACUAGUCAAUCUCUACAAUCUCAAGGUUGGAAAUACAAAAUGCAGGCUUCCAUGUUGGAAAUCUAUAAUGAAACAGUUCGUGAUUUGCUAUCACCUAGCCGACCUACUAGUGUAGAUACAAGUGGUGGCCUGACCAAGCAGUAUUCAAUCAAGCAUGACAGUAAUGGAAAUGCGGUUGUGUCUGAUCUUACUAUUGUUAAUGUUUGUAGCAGUGAGCAUGUCUCAUUUCUCCUUCAACAGGCUUCAAUGAACAGGUCUGUGGGUAAGACCCAAAUGAAUGAGCAAUCUUCAAGAAGCCAUUUUGUCUUCACUUUAAAAAUUGUUGGUGUGAAUGAGAGAACAGAACAACAAAUUGAAGGUAUAUUAAACUUAAUUGAUCUUGCUGGAAGUGAACGUCUUGCCAAAAGUGGUUCUACUGGGGAUCGUCUAAAGGAAACUCAGGCAAUCAACAAAAGCUUGUCAGCCUUAAGCGAUGUGAUAUUUUCAAUUGCAAAGAAAGAAGAUCAUGUGCCUUUCCGGAACUCAAAGUUAACAUAUCUUCUACAGCCUUGUCUUGGCGGAGAUUCAAAGACAUUGAUGUUCGUCAACAUAUCACCAGAAGCUACUUCAGUCGGCGAAUCCCUUUGUUCACUUCGAUUUGCUGCCCGAGUUAACUCAUGCGAGAUCGGAAUUCCGCGGCGACAAACCCAGACAUGAUAUUCUGACUAGUGAUUGAUCACCGGCUGAGCACACCAGCAAAUGACCAUGGCAAUUACUCUGAGCUGAUCUAUUGCGGCAACCAUUACGAAAUAUGUAACGGCUACUUGGCUCUGGUUGAAUAGGGUGGGAAAGUGUUAGGAGAAAGGUAUAUAAAUUGAGAUUUAUAAAUUUAGGAAAUCAAUCGAUCAUGUGUAGGAUCCCAAACUGUAACUUGAAAAAUCUUCCACUGUUAAAUUUGCUGGUUCUUCAAACAUGUUUUUGGUAUCCUCUGAAGUCUGAAAAAGACUUUGGCGUAAGGCACAGUCAA